AUGGCAAGCAAGACCGAGAACGGUGAGAACGAUGCCGCUCCCGGCACGCCCAAGGCUGCUGGUGGUGGCUACAGCUCCCUCACCACACGCGAGCAGGAGAUCCUGGCCAAGGCCAUGACUUGCCUUAAGACGGCUCCUGAGAUUGAUUUUCCUAAGCUCGCCCUCGAGCUCGGCAUGACCAACCCUCGCUCGGCCGUCAAUGCUUGGUCUACGAUCAAGAAGAAGAUGGACUGGACUCUCAAGGCUCCUGACACCCCCGCUGGUGGCAAGACCACCGGCGCGGGCAAGCGCAAGAAGGCUGUGUCCAACGACGAGGAGGCCGACGAUGAUGAUGAGGCUGGUGGUCCCGUAAAGAAGGCCAGGGUCGCUGCAAAGCCACGCAAGAAGGCCCCUGCCACCCCCAAGAAGGGCAAGGCCGCCGCCGCCAAGUCUCCUGUUGUCGCCAAGGACGACUCAGAGGAAGACGAGAUCGAGACUGAGGACAAGGCCGAUUCCAAGGCAGACGUCAAGGACAAUGUCAAGGAGGAGCAGGACAACGGCGAGGUUUAA
This is a messenger RNA of Diaporthe amygdali, 549 nucleotides long. RefSeq lists its product as uncharacterized. The record is from RefSeq and is a predicted model, not a curated record. The coding region runs from base 1 to 549 and encodes 182 amino acids. The transcript is spliced from 3 exons. Lineage: Eukaryota; Fungi; Ascomycota; Sordariomycetes; Diaporthales; Diaporthaceae.